Messenger RNA from Ambispora leptoticha, 722 nucleotides. Lineage: Eukaryota; Fungi; Glomeromycota; Glomeromycetes; Archaeosporales; Ambisporaceae. The record is from the annotation of a GenBank genome assembly.
AUGUCGGAGGGAAAAAUAACCACCAAUAUUCCCAAAAAAGCCAAGAGACAACGAAUAACGGCAGAAGCUGAAACGAACACUUCCGCUCCUACUGCUACUUUUGGUAAAACCAAUACUCAUGUCCCAAAAUGGAAAAAAUUUCUAAGUCUUAAAGACCAUAAUAAAGACAAUAAUAAAUACAAUAGUAACAACGUGAGUAGCUUAUCUAGAAGUAAUAAUGAUAAUAAUUUUACUGAAAUAGCAGAUAUCGAAUCAAAUGAAAUCUCGGAGAUAGAUAGUCCUUUGGUCCAUGAAAAUAAAAAUCAGCCUUCUCUUGAGAAGGGGAAUUCAUUAAAAAAGAACAAGAAAAAAACCGAGUUUAAAACAGUCAGUGAUAACGAAAAAUUAGCGGAAAAGGAGGAACAUAAGGAUGGCGCAGAUACUCAAAAAAGCGACACUUUAUCCGCGGAGCUGAUGACAUCAGGGUUAAAGAUUCCGGAGAACGCGAGUGAUUCGUCAAAAGCAGCACUUCGGUAUUUGGCCACCUGGUAUCUGCACCGCCAAUCUGUAUGGAAAUUUCAGAAAGUACGGCAAGUUUGGCUACUUCAACAUGCGUAUGAUAUAGAUAAUGUUCCCAACGAAUUUUUUAGAAUUUUUCUAGAGUAUAUUAGUGAUUUAACUGGCAAAGCACGUGGAAAAACGAUAAAAGAGGCGCAAGAGAUUUUAGAACAAUUCGAGAAAAA